AUGAGCCUACAUUUUGAACUCUGGAAGCAGUUGUGGUACAUCAUCAGAAUGCCACCUUCGUACACCCGACAUGCCUACUUUUGCGAGCUGCAAUUCCCUGCCAUCGACACCAUCGACACCCUGAAGGGCAAGUCGAAUUUCUAUCGAUGGCACUCUGACAUCCAGCCGGUUCUCUUGUCCAAUCCCCAUUCCUCAGAUCUGAUACUUGGCAGCUGGACGGAACCUCAAUCUCCGCCAUCGUGGAGCGUCGAAGACCAAGCCUCGGUCGAGGAGGAACGCAGAGAAUGGAACGCGGCCAACACAGCGACGUGUCGCUUCAUUCGGGCCACGUUGGCCAUGAAUGUCGGCCCGUUUGUGCGCCAAUAUACCACUGCAAAGACUCUUUUCUUCAAUCUCGUGUGGUUGUACGGAGAAGACGCCGGGAUUGACACUCAGGGUGGCCCGCCGGUACCUAUGAAUGCUGAGAAUGUGAAUGCAAAGAAAGGUCGUGCCAGUCUUUUAGCCGCGCUCGAAGCCAAAAGAACCAUGGACUAUCUGCCGCCUGUGUGCGCGAACUCGAAACCGUCGGCUUCGACCGCCCCGGCUCACAGCAGCAACAACAAUAUCAACAACGAGGUCACAUCUCUUUCAGCAUCGGCAACAGAUUCUUCUGCAUUUCGCGAACCGUCGCUGAAACCCACAAAUACCCCGAACCUCACGAGCACACCAGAUCGAAACACGACAACUGCCCGUCUAUUUGACCGGACGCACACCAUCUCCUCUUCCGAACCCAACCUGGAGACCAUCCAUGAACACGACGAGCCGCAUCCAGGUAGACGUGUGCCUUCCGGGUACGUGAUAGACUUUGACUUCAACCUCUGCAGCAGAGGCGGAGGAGGACGAGGAGACGAAGCGAAGUCGGGUACCGGGACUGGGACCAGCAGCCUCGUCAGCCCCUUUUCCUCGGGAAGUGAAUACGAUGAUGAUGAUUAUGACGACGACGAGGUGCGCCUUCUUCCACUUCUUCCUGCUCCCUCCAAACGAACGGCAAGUUCCCUUCGCCACGUAGUUCUGCCGAUAUACGUUCCGAGCAAAAGACCCCGCUUGCUGACUUGUGUGAUUGUGACGGAACAGAUUGAACUCCACAAUGAACGCCACCACCGCCGCUUCGAAGACAGCAACUUUGAAACGGGCUCCGACCAGAACACCGCCGCCGCCGCCGCCAGGGGGAGGAAUCCAAACCUCGUCGUGCCGGGAGGUGCAAAGACGGGGGUCGGCAUCACGUCGAUCCUGAAGACCGUGACGACUGGUACCAGCAACAACAAAACCAGGACUCGGAAACGUCGAGACAGAUUCAACUUUUCAUUCCCGCUGCGACGGUUGACUCCGGUGCUGGGGCCGGGGAAGGCGGAGGGAACAGGUUUUGGAGAGAGAGAAGAGGAAAAGGGAGAUGGAAAAGGGGUGGGGACCCUGAAAGGGUGA
Messenger RNA from Fonsecaea nubica, 1461 nucleotides. RefSeq lists its product as hypothetical. The transcript has a single exon. Lineage: Eukaryota; Fungi; Ascomycota; Eurotiomycetes; Chaetothyriales; Herpotrichiellaceae. Bases 1 to 1461 code for a protein of 486 amino acids. The record is from RefSeq and is a predicted model, not a curated record.